UUUUUUGGUAGUAAAUAUGCGAGGACGAGGCGUAAGUAUGUCGGUACGCGGACGAGCAAGGAAUGUGUGAAGGGGGGCACGGACAGACAGAAGCGAAAGAGGAAGGAGAGGAACAAGGGCGGAGGGAUAUGAUUAAUACGGCAGCAUUAUUUUCUGAUUUUUUGCAGCACGAUCCGCGAGCGCAAAUUGCUUGCAAAUAAAGGCGGCGUCGACUAUCGCCGUUGGUAGGACAGCGGAAAGGAGAGAGGAGCGGAGACCGAGAGAGCCGGGCUUAAUUUAAUUUAAUUAUGCCUUCUUUCUUCGCUACCAACGUGCCAGAAGAUAGAUGGCGGAGCUCGGAAUCGUUUGAAUCGCUUCGCCAACCGACGUCCUUUAGAAUCACCAUUUUCGCGAGAGAAUUUCGAAUUUCCACAAGGUCCACGCGUUUUUCAUCUCUUCGAUAGGUAUUUCUUUCAUUACCCUUGCAAUAUACUCGUUACGAUCGCGUACGGUGAAAGAAACGGUGGAAAGAUACACGGGUGCAUAAAGAAUUUACUGAAGCAUCGAAUUAAAUGUUUUUGCUCGCCCCCGAUGCAAGAUAAUCGUCGUAUGACACGGUAAAAUUUAAUUAAACGUAAUGUCUCCGGGGUCUGGAGCGAUGCAUUUUCAAAACCCACCCAAGUGGCAAUCACGCGAGCGGGCACAUUAAACCCGACCAAGCAAAGAGUGCGAUAUUUAUUCGUAAUGUGCAUCGCAAUUCGUCGUGGUUUAGCAUCAGUCAUAGUCAUCGCGAGCGUGCGCACGUUCAUAAUGAACCGUACGAUUAGGAUAUCCCGUUUGCCCGAUGAGUUUCGUGGACGAACAGGUAAUUGUAGGCAGUCGAAGAAAAGGGAAUAAUUAGCGAUAGUCUCCGGAAUCGAAAUAUGAAAAUUAUUUCUAAAGUCUAUCGAAAGGGAUAGACCCUGGAGGGGGUGUUUCUCUCGUUACCAGAGGGAAUAUGCGCAGCUCGAGUUCGGUUAAAGAGAAAAAGGGCCGACCCUCUACCGGCAUCCACCCUCUGGUGUUUCGUUUUUACGUAGAAAAAUGCGUGUCCGCGACUAAUGCGACGCGAAAGGAAGAGAAAAACGUAAGCAGAUAUAAAAGGAACCGAUUAUUCCAGCCGAUUACCGAUUUCCGGCCAGUUAACGAUUUUUUCGAAUCGUUUACAACGCGAGCCACGGUCUCGAUUAUUACCCAGUCAUUACCGCGUGUAUUUCGUUGGUUGCUUUCGAAUUUCACGCGUCGAAUCGCCAUCGAUCCGUCAUCUACACGAAGAUCGAAGCCCAGAAACCGUAGUCAUGCGAAUUAGUCGUGGUAAUCCGACGAGAAAAUGGCUUGUAAAAAAAAAAAAAAAAAGAUUCAUCCCGGUACGUGUCUAAUUCUCGUCUCGUAUAUUAUAAUUCAAAUCUUGUUCCGUUUCUUUCCUAUCGUGAUUCAAGAUUAUACGAUUUCCACGAUCGAUUCGAUCUAUUCGUUGUUACUUUAGUAACACUCUAGUACCCUCUAGCCGGGAGGGACGUAUUUAUUACUCUAAUUAUUCCAAUAACGGUGCAAUUAAGUUUCAUGCACCGACACGCUGCAUUCCCUCGAUCCUGAACACAAUGAAGAGAAUUCUUUCAGCAUAGUAACGGAAGACGAGGAAACUAUUUCCGCAAUAGCGACGAGUGAAAUUCGAAGAGGCGUCGGAAUUAAAGCGAUUAGAAAGGUAAUGACUUUUCAAAGGAAAAUUCACUUAUCCGAAAGAUGGUAAAGCGUUCUUUUAUAUUUUUCCUUUUACCAUUUAUCGUUUUUAGCAGUUCCUUCAACCGGCAGAAAUUUAUUGAGAUACCGUAGUGGAAAAAGGAAAUUGUGCUAAGGUAAGCGUGAAUGCAGGAACCAAUCUUAGUAAAGCGAAAAAUUGCGAAAAAUGUGUGUUACGACGUUUCGCGUUGUACCGUUUCGAACAUCGUUAUGUUCAAUUCAUGGUAGAUUUGCCGGUCGAUAGGAUUUCACGUGCAUUACCGCAUUAGUGCACUUCAUCGCGAUAAGUAACAAGCUGUAAACUGCUUUCCCCGAUGCGAUGCAGGGACUGAGCGAUUUUGUUACUCGGUACAAACGAUAAUAGCACGGCCGCGCGCACACCGGUUACUUAACGUUCAUUAUAAUUAACACGCUCGAUGCCUUAACUUUCCCAGGAGGAAAGCGAGAAUAAUGUGCGUUUGUAAUCGGCCGCGAGCACGCAUUUAAUUUUAUCAUUUCCUCGAGCCACGCUAAUGACCGAGGAAUUUAUAAAAUCUAACUUGUCUAUCUGUCUAGCAAUUUUACUCGAUUCUCCGACUCCUUUAACCCUUGCCACUCGCCAAACAUUACCGUUAACUUUUAAUUGAAAUAAUUACACGCGACUUGCGAUUGCAUUUUCCAUGUCGUGUCGUAAUCAGAAUUAAUUCGAUAAUUUUAUUCGUCAAAUUUGACCCCGUUUAAAGAGUCUACCUUGUCAAUUUAUAAGUCCACAGUCUUGGAAUUCACGCAAGAGUGUAAUGAACGAUCGCGGUUCGAGAGAACGGAAGCGUGGAAGAAGCCGGUGAAAGCUAACUCAAUCCCAUUUCACGAAUUCCGGGUGUCUUUGAACGGGCGAACUCCGCGUUCCAGAACAAUUAACCGAUGGCAAUUAAGAGAUCUAAAUUAAUUCGUUAUAAACAAGGCAGAUAUUCCGUAGCGAGCUAAGCCACGUAAUUGCCCGGAUUCUCACAAGCCUCGACGAGAAGAGAGAAUCCUUGUCUUGUACACCUACACUCCUCUCUACAAUCGUGUUAAUACAUAAUGUAUAACCGUGUACGUACACCGGCAAUUCACCGACACACGGUAUCACGGUAAUAGCAACAAUUACUUUAUUUUACCAUCUUCCCGGUUCACAAACGAGCAGCCACCUAAGCAAUUUCAUUUCCUCGUAUUUGAAAUAUCCGCUUGAAAAAGAAACCCAUCGCGAAGAGGACUGAACUUUCUUUUCUUUUCUCGGUGCUCAAAGUAGAAUCGACUGUUUAGGCGCGAAUUAAAAAACUUAACUCGUAGAGGUUGAUUCGCGCCAUAGUUUAUAUCAAAGUUAAACGAAAUUAUGAAUUUUGAAUCGUUUGAAAUUGAUAAGCGAUUAUGGUGAUCUCGUGUUAAUUUUAUCUAAAGUUUAAGUAAAACUUAAUUGUGUGAAUAAAGCCUAAGAUGCGACUCGCAUAGUACAAGGAUAGAACAAUGCGCUGAUUAGUCGCGAUCUUUCGGUAUUUAUGCCCGCCACGGUACACUCGACACGUAACGAUGGCCUUAAUUUGACGAUCAAGAUCGGAGAAAAUUAUAAGUUACCGUUUCCUUGGAACAGCUUCCCGUUGCCGUGUAAUGCACCGAAUUGAAAUUGUAAUUCGAACGCGUGUGUACGCGGUUGUUUAAGUUUCACGUGUGCACCGAUGCUGAUUCAUUUUAUCCGCGCUUAUCGGGGUCCUUUUAAAGCGAUAGCGAUCGGUAAUUAUAUGAAUCAAUUAAGGAAGAAAAGAAACUACAGGUGAUUCUCGAACCGCGUUGUUACUCAUUCAAUAAAAGAAAUGCACGAACGUUAAACCGAGUUGUUACGACUUGAAUUAUAAAUAACUUUAUAGCUUCUUUUUUUUUUUCUUUUUCAUUUUAAUAUGCCAUUAACGCGAGUAAUAAUAGUUUGAGUUGAAGCGAGCAAUAAGUUACGUUUUUAUAAUCUUCACAAGAUUUUUUAUAAAUGUUCGAGUUAUUGUUGUUAGCGCAAGCUUGAGAAUGAAAAGAACAGCUAGAAACUCAUUGUCGCAAGAAUACACGGUUUGCGAAAUUUUAUGUAACAAUUUCAUCGUCGCGCGACUACCGCCAGUUUCCUGACGCGAUAACGUUGCAGCGCACGCUAAUUGUCGUUUUUCACGUACGUUUCCUCGUUUUAGACCGUCCUACCUGCUCGACGAGCGACAUUUUAGCGCUAACGAGUUGCAGUUUAACGACACUGUUCUACGGACUUAAUUGGCUACCGUUGAAUUUAUCGUACCGUCUGUUUCGCUUAUUCUUUUGUUUCACAGACUCGUCAAUGGUACGCUCAACUUUCCACGACACCCUCGCCAACCACGAAUUAAAUGCUUCCAUUCGCGACGAUGAACGACAAAUGGAGCCACUGCUUGCUACCUAACGUUCGGUUAUCUUCGACAUACGAGUGGUCAUGAUAUCGCAUUGUCGAUUGAAGAGGUUAUCGGAGCAAUGAACAUUCCCGCCACCGGCGUCAGGGCCGAAGGAUAUUCAUUUCAUCGCUGAAAGGCCGGAGUCUUCGUAACAGCUUUUAAAAGGUGACAAAAUCCCCUUAGAGGCACGCUUCGCGAGGGUGGACUAAGUUACAAUUAAUUAAUUGACUUCGAGCCCCUGUAAUUCAUGCGGAACGAUUUCACGGAAUGUCACGGACGAAGGGCUAAUCGUGUUGCUAACUACGUUAUACACGGUGGUUCGACCGGACCAUACCCGCAUGAGUAUCGUGACAACGGUGGAAAGUAAAGGGAAGGAUAACGAGGGGACAGAAGAUGAGGCGAAGGACCAAAAGGUUGAGGAAAAAGAUAGGAUCGUAUCGGAAAACCAAGCCCAGAGAUUACAACAGACCCAAUCGUUGCCGCAUCUGCAACCCACCGACACGCAAGUGGACAGAAAAGUGGAGAUCACGAUCGACAACGCGUCAGACUCCAUCAGUAGUCAAAGGGUAUACAAGAAGUCGUCGCCAAACAACAAACUGACGCUUUAUUUGGCGAGCAGAGAUUUGAUAGUGAGCGAGUCGAGGAUCGACAAACUGCAGGGCGUGCUGUUGGUUGACCCUGACUACUUGCAAGACAAAAGGGUGUACGGGCAAAUCACGUUGACUUUUCGAUACGGUCGAGAGGAUGAAGAGGUAAUGGGACUGAAAUUCUGCAACGAGGCUGUUAUGUGCCUAGCUCAAUUGUACCCACCGUUUUCUGGCUCUGAUCACCAGGAGACCACACCUUUGCAGGAGGCGUUAGUGAAGAGAUUGGGUUCGAACGCUCACGCGUUCACCAUGGAAAUCACGUCUUUAGCACCCCCAUCGGUGCAAUUGGUGCCGGCGAAGGAAUACAAUGGGGCACCUAUAGGUACCAGCUACGACGUCAGAGCUUACGUGGCCGAACGAGCAGACGAGAAAUUGCAUCGGAAAACGACCGUCAGAAUGGGUAUCCGUGUAAUACAACGAACCUCGAAACCACCAUUACCAGACACCGGGGUCUACAGCGUUCCAGUAUCCGGCAGCCCGUUCCUUGCUUCUAGAAGUCAAGCUUGCAAAACGAGAGUCACGUUCGCUGAGAACGAAAUCGCGGAAGACGAAGAGAAUGCGGCACCGCACGCUGCAGUGGAAAAACCUUUUCUAUUGAGCGACGGGCGCGUGGGUUUGGAAGCCAAACUGGACCGUGCGAUUUAUGCCCACGGAGAUUCAAUCGCGGUUCACGUCAACGUCAAUAACAACAGCAGUAAAUCCGUGAGAAGGAUCAAGGUGUUCAUCGUACAACACGUAGACGUGUGCAUGUUCAGCAACGGGAAGUUCAAGAACGUGGUGGCUUUGUUGUCGUCGCGAGAAGGCUGCCCGAUAGGUCCUGGCUCGUCGUUGCAGAAAAGCUACACCCUCAGACCAAUAAGAGGUUCGACGAAAAAUUGGAUCGCUUUGGAGGACAGCUACAUGAAAGCAGGAGCUACAUUGGCCUCGACUGUCGUUUGCCCUGGAAAUGGUCCAGAAGACAGAAACGUCUUCGCGAUAUACGUUUCGUAUUACGUAAAGGUGAAGCUGUUGAUCUCAGGAAUGGGUGGCGAGGUGUCCCUUAAAUUACCGUUCACGUUGAUGCACAGCAACACAGACUCGGAGUUAGUAGGAUUUCCAUCUCCGAUCAGAGAGCCAGGAAAGCUAUCAGCUAAUUAUGGAAGAACCUGUGAGGAAAUCACCGACAAUCUAGAGAAACCGGAAGAUAACGGGCACAAGUACAAGGGUAGUAAAUUGGAGCCAAUUAAGGAGAAACUGAAAGAAUCGAGGGACAUCGACGUGGAUCUAAUAGAACACUGCGAAGAGGGUGACAGCACCUGAGGGCAGGUGCAAGCGACCGAAACAUCAUCGACAAAGAACAAUGAAGUAAAAAACGUGAAGAACACGAACCACAAAAACUGCAAAUUGGGCUUUGAUAUACAAAGAGCUUGGUGUUGCUUUAGGAGAGCUUCUUAGUAACGGGGGAAGAUACAGAACGCAUAGAAAAAUACCUAUGGUGUUUCCCUUUUAUCGUGAAAGAAUAAGAAGUCGAGAUGUUUAAUAACUGGUGCAAUAGAGAAAGAAAAGAGAACAUUGGUGGAAACGUAUGACUUUUAAAACAAAAUUUGUAAUUCUUAUUUAAUUAUUUACAAAAAUUUAUUCUUAACGUUUUGCCACAGGGUCAUCAGUGACUGGCACCUCAAAUUUAAUGCUUAACUUUUAUCUUUAAUGAAUAUUACUUUACUGUAGUAGUCAAUAUGUUACUGAACUGAAUUAAGCACGUUUCUCUGGAAAAAUUGGUUUACAAUUAACUUCAGUAAUUGCAAAUACAGCUACAAUUUCUGCAGUUCCUAUCACCCUAUUUCUAAGAUGAAAGUCAUACUGCCCUUCUAACUAUUUGCAGAGCAAACUCAUAUUUCAUGACAUAAUGUAAAACUUAUCCCAUCCACACGCUUAAAAUCAAUCAUAAACAUUGAUCAAGAGGAUUGAACAUUCCAAAAUCUAUUUUUUUAGCUGAAAAAUGUCUAUUAUUAUCAAACCUGAUUCUUACUUAUUUUGAAAUAAAUGUAUCAAGUAAUUAAAUACAUAAAAAUGUUAUACCUUUUAGGAUAAGUUAAUGGAGCAGGUGUCUUUGAUGGUAAUCAAUGCCUAAACUGUGUACUUACUUCAUUGUAUAUGCACACUCAUGCAUACAGGUGUAAAACUGUACAGACUAUAUCUUUAUCAUUGUAAAUAGAAUAUGACUGUAUUAGGGUAUGUGUGAAACUCUAGCCUAAUGCUAUGUAACUUCUAAAUAAUUUACAACUAAAUAAAAUUUUUGUGUAAAAUA
Messenger RNA from Osmia lignaria (orchard mason bee), 7106 nucleotides. RefSeq names its product phosrestin-2. Lineage: Eukaryota; Metazoa; Arthropoda; Insecta; Hymenoptera; Megachilidae. Gene Ontology annotation, biological process: signal transduction; G protein-coupled receptor internalization. The record is from RefSeq and is a predicted model, not a curated record. Gene Ontology annotation, molecular function: G protein-coupled receptor binding. Gene Ontology annotation, cellular component: cytoplasm.